This is a messenger RNA of Bubalus bubalis (water buffalo), 2871 nucleotides long. Its product is annotated as negative elongation factor C/D-like. Gene Ontology annotation, molecular function: RNA binding. The transcript has 3 exons. The record is from RefSeq and is a predicted model, not a curated record. Gene Ontology annotation, cellular component: NELF complex; nucleus. Bases 752 to 2593 code for a protein of 613 amino acids. Lineage: Eukaryota; Metazoa; Chordata; Mammalia; Artiodactyla; Bovidae. Gene Ontology annotation, biological process: negative regulation of transcription elongation by RNA polymerase II.
CAUCUUCUUUAUUCAUUCCUCUGUCAAUGGACAUUUAUGAAUAGGUUGCUUCCAUGUCCUGGUUAUUGUGAAUAGUGCAGCAAUGACCAUGCAGGAGCACGUAUCCUUUCGAAUUAUGUUUUUAUUCAGAUAUAUACUUAGGAGUAGGAUUGUUGAGUCAUAUGCAGGAAGGAAAGUGUUAAUAGAAGUCAGAAACAGCAAGGGGCCAAGUUAGAUUUUCUUCUCACAAGUUGAGCUUGGACCAAGAGAAAGGAGAGGAGUCAGAAAUACUAAGGCUCUUGACUCAAUCAACUGGACUAAUGGAAUCAGCUUUACUUAAGCCAUGAGGCCUGAGAGGGGUCAGGGCUGGACGUCAGAAUUGAGGUGGAGAGUUUUAAGUUUGACUUAUGACCUAUGAGACACUCAAGCAGGGAUACUGAGCUGGGACUUUGGAUAUACAAGACUGAAGAUCAAAUCCAGAUCUAAUCACUGUGUGGGUGGUAAAAAAAUCAUUAUGAUUAGAUUUUCAUGCCUGGAUAGUAUAUAUAGGAUUGCAGAGCUCUGGAGAUGUCACCUUGCAAGACGCAGUAGGUUCACAGUUGGAGAGAGGAGGAGAGAAGGAGAAGAAGCAAAGAACACUUGGAAGGAGCUGCCACUGACAAAGAAGGAAUCUCAGGAGAGGACUGGGUCCUGGGAGCCCUGAGAAGAAAGCCUUUCAAGGUGGACAGAGCUCCAGAUAUUCCAAGAACUGGAAUAGACUGUGGAUCAACCCAUGACUGAGGAGCUUGUGUGCUCUCUGUGGUCCUUCUGUUCCCCAAAGGCCAUAUCCCUGCAGCUUCGGAACAGUCCAGUGGGGGCCAUGCCUGGCGCUACCAUGGACAUGGACCAGGAUGACUUCGGGAGCCCUGCCGAGUGGGGUGACCAGCAGCCAGAAGAUGGUGUGCUGGGAGAAGAAGAUGCCCAGGUCCAGCAAGAAUGCCUGCAGAAAUUUUCUACCCCAGAUUAUAUCAUGGAGCCCUCUGUCUUCAACACUUUGAUGAGAUAUUUCCAGGCAGGAGGGUCUCCAGAGGAGGUGAUCCACCUCUUAUCAGACAACUACACAGCUGUGGCCCAGACCAUCAACCUGCUGGCCCAGUGGCUCAUUCAGACCGGGGUGGAACCAGUGCAGAUUCAGGAAACAGUGGAAAACCACUUGAAGAACUUAGUGAUGCAACACUUCGACCCCCGCAAAGCAGAUUCUAUCUUUACAAACGAAAGGGCAACCCCCGCCUGGCUGGAACAAAUGAUUGCACAUCCCACCUGGAGGGAUCUUGUUUACCGGCUGACAGAAGUGCACCCAGACUGUCUGAUGCUAAAAUUCACGGUCAAGCUCAUUUCCGAUGCAGGAUACCAAGGUGAGAUCACUGGCGUGGUGGCAGCCUGCCAGCAGCUGGAAGUGUUCUCUAGAGUUCUUGGGAGCUCUCUAGCUACCAUUUUGGAUGGAGGAGAAGCCAACCUUGCAGAAAACCUGCCUCAGUUUGCUAAGAUGGUGUGCCACGGCGAGCAUACGUACCUGCUGGCUCAGGUCCUGAUGGCCGUGCUGGCCCAGGAAGGCCAGCGGGGCGGGGCAGUGCGCAGGGUUGCACAGGAGGUCCAGCGCUUCGCCCAGGAGAGUGGCCACGAUGCCAGUCGCAUCCCGCUUGCCCUGGGCAGAGCUGCCUCCUACCCCCGGCUGUGCCAGGCCCUGGGGGCCAUGCUGUCCAAGGGGGCCCUGAAUCCAGCUGACAUCACCGUCCUCUACAACCUGUUUGUUACCAGCAGGGACCCGCCUCCUGUCGAGCUCAUCCGGGUGCCCGCCUUCCUGGACCUGUUCAUGCAAUCGCUCUUUAAACCUGGGGCCAGGAUCAACCCAGACCACAAGCACAAGUAUAUCCAUCUCUUAGCCUACGCGGCCAGCGUGGUGGAGAUCUGGAAGAAGAACAAACGCCUGAGCAUCAAUCAAGAUGAGCUGAAGGCAACAGCAAAGGCUAUUGAAACUGUUCACAAUUUGUGCUGUGCUGAGAACACAGGGGCAAGCGAGCUCCUGGCCGAGCUGGGCACCCUCUAUAGGUGCAUCAGAUUUCCAGUGGUGGCGGUGGGUGUGCUGACAUGGGUGGACGGGACCGUGUCAAAGCCCAAGUUCUUCCAGCAGCACACGCACCCCACUCCAGUGCCCCUGGCCCUGCUAGACGAGGUCAGCACCUACCAUCCCCUCCUGCACCCCCACGUCUUGCAGCUGCUGAUCAAGCUCUUGGAGACUGAGUACCCCGAGCUAGAUGCCAUGAAGCAGCUCGAGGUGAAGAAGACCCUCCUGAACAGGAUGGUGCACCUGCUGAGUUGCCGCUAUGUGCUCCCCGUGGUCGCCUACAUCCGCAGGUGUCUGGAGAAGCUGGACACCGACCUGUCUCUCAUCCGCUACUUUGUGACCGAGGUGCUGGAUAUGAUCAUCCCUCCCUACACCUCUGACUUUGUGCGGCUUUUCCUGCCCAUCCUGGAAAACAACAGCAUUGCCAGCACCCUGAAAAGGGCGGGUGAACAUGACCCUGUGACGGAGUUCAUAGCUCACUGCCAGUCUAACUUCAUGCUGCUGGACUGAGUCAGAGCAACACCAAACCCACAGCAGAACAUUCAAGCAGACCUACUGUGGAGAAUCCUUUUGCAGAAGCUACUGGUGAAGAGACCCCCAGUCAACACCUUGGAAAUGGGUUCUGAUGGGAGGAGGUGGAGAAUUUCUGUAAAAAAAAAAAAAAAGGAAUGUUAGCAAUCUUAACAAAGUUAACUUAGCUUUUUUCACAAGACCUGAUUGUUUACUUCAUAUUAUUGUAAUUGCUUUAAUUUUCCAAGAACAAAUAAAAGUCUUUCUACAGUUGAAAA